AAAAGGCUUUCAGAUAUCGCCAAGGCCUCCUUGAAAGGGCAAACCGGUCCCCCCUAAAGGACCACGGGGUGGACUAAGACACCAGGUUGGACGAGCCUAUGAAGCAUCUUGACCGCUGCACAGCAGUAGUUAGUGACUUGCCCCCCUCCAUCGCCAGGAUGCCGGGAGCCCUUCCGAAGGCAGUCAGCCAGGUUCAGGGUGCACCGCAUGGUCAAGAGUGGCUGUGUCCAGGCCUGGGCUUGGCCACGACAUCUGACUUUUGCUUCUCGCAGGUUCCAGUCUCCAGCCACCGCAACCCCCUGCUGGACCUGGCCGCCUACGACCAGCAGGGCCGCAGAUUCGACAACUUCAGCUCUCUGAACAUCCAGUGGGAGUCGACCAGGCCGUCGCUGGCCAGCAUCAACCUUGACCUGCCCAUGCAGCUGGUGGCCCGGGACGAUGGGAGCAGCCAGAAGAAGUUGCACGGUUUGCAGACCAUCUCGGUGCACGAGGCGUCGGGAACCACAGCCAUCUCCGCCACUGCGACUGGCUACCAGCAGUCCCACCUCAGCACGGCCAGAGUGGUGCAGCCGCACGACCCUCUCACGCCUGUGUCGGCCUCCAUAGAACUCAUCCUGGUGGAGGACGUGAGGGUGAGCCCGGAAGAGGGGACCAUCUACAACCACCCCCAUGUGCAGGCUGAGCUGCACAUCAGAGAAGGCUCUGGCUACUUCUUCCUCAACACCAGCACCACAGACAUCAUCAAGGUGACCUACCAGGAGGCCAGGGGCGUGGCCACGGUGUUCCCUUUGCUCCCGGGCGUGUCGACCGUCAUGAUCCAUGACCUGUGCCUGGCCUUCCGCCCGGCGAAGGCCGAUGUCUACGUCUCGGACAUUCAGGAGCUGUACGUCCGUGUGGUUGACAAGGUGGAGAUUGGAAAGACGGUCAAGGCAUAUGUCCGGGUGCUGGACUUUCACACGAAGGCUUUCCUGGCCAAAUACUUUGCCUUCAUGGACCUGAAGCUCUGAGCAGCCUCCCAGAUCAUUACAUUGGUGGCCCUCGAUGAAGCCCUUGAUAACUAUACCACCACGUUCCGCGUCCACGGUGUGGCCAUUGGCCAGACCAGCCUCACCGCAACCGUGAGUGAUAAAGCUGGACAGCGAAUCAACUCAGCCCCGCAGCAGAUUGAGGUCUUUCCCCCGUUUAGGUUGAUACCCAGGAAGGUGACGCUGAUCAUUGGGACAAUGAUGCAGAUCACCUCGGAGGGUGGCCCCCAGCCCCAGUCCAACAUCCUCUUCUCCAUCAGCAAUGAGACCGUUGCCGUGGUAAACAGUGCCGGGCUGGUGCGGGGGCUGGCCGUCGGCAAUGGCACCGUGUCUGGGGUCGUGCAGGCCGUGGACGCUGAGACUGGCAAGCUUGUCAUCGUGUCUCAGGACCUCAUGGAGGUGGAGGUGCUGCUUCUCCAGGCGGUGAGGAUCCGUGCCCCCAUCACUCGGAUGAGGACGGGAACCCAGAUGCCUGUUUACAUCACUGGGAUCACCAACAGCCAGAACCCUUUUUCCUUUGGCAAUGCCGUGCCGGGCCUGACCUUCCACUGGUCUGUCACCAAGCGGGACAUCCUGGACAUCCGGGGGCGGCACCAGGAGGCUUCGCUCUGGCUCCCGUCACAGUACAACUUUGCCAUGAACGUGCACGGCCGGGUGAAAGGCCGGACCGGGCUGAGGGUGGUGGUCAAGGCUCUGGACCCCGCUGCUGGACAGCUGCACGGCCUCGCCAAAGAGCUCACUGACGAGAUCCAAAUCCAGGUAUUCGAAAAGCUGCUGCUGCUGAGCCCUGAAAUAGAAGCAGAGCAAAUAUUAAUGUCGCCCAACUCGUUUAUAAAGCUUCCGACAAACAGGGACGGAGCAGCAUCUCUGAGCUGCCGCGUCCUGGACGGGCCGGAGAAGGUUCCUGUCGUGCAUGUUGACGAGAAAGGCUGCCUGACGUCAGGGUCUGUGAUUGGGAUGUCCACAAUCCAAGUGACUUCCCAAGAGCCUUUUGGGGCCAACCAGACCAUCCUCUUUGCUGUAAAGGUAUCUCCUGUGUCUUACCUGAGGCUCUCCAUGAGCCCCACCCUGCACACCCAGAACAAGGAGGCUCUGGCAGCCCUGCCUUUGGGAAUGACCGUGACCUUCACCGUCCACUUCCACGACAACUCCAGAGAUACCUUCCAUGCUCACAAUUGGGUCCUCAGCUUUGCGACUAACAGAGACGAGUUCGUGCAGAUUGGGAAGGGCGUCGCCAACAACACCUGCAUCGUCCGGACCAUCAGCGUGGGCCUGACGCUGCUCAGCGUGCGGGACACGGAGCACGUCGGCCUGUCCGACUUCGUCCCGUUGCCCGUCCUACAGGCCAUCUCCCCGGAGCUGUCCGGAGUGGUGGUGGUGGGGGACGUCCUCUGUCUGGCCACAGUUCUGGUUGGCCUGGAAAGCCUCUCCGGAACCUGGAGCUCUUCAGCUCACAGCAUCCUCCGCAUCGACCCCAGGACGGGCGUGGCUGUGGCCCAAGAGGCGGGAUCUGUGACGGUUUACUAUGAGAUUGCUGGGCACCUGAGAACCUACAAGGAGAUAGCGAUCGGUGUCCCUCAAAGGAUCGUGGCCCAUUCCGUCCGCCCAGGCCAGACCAGCUUCCAGGAGGCCUCCAAAGUGACCGUCACCUUGGGAGACAGAGGCUCUAACCUGAGAGGUGAGUGCUCUCCCUCCCAGAUGGAAACCAUUGAGACUCUGCACCCAGAAUCCCUCAUUAGCUGCCACCUCCAGUUCAAGCAAGAUGCCUUCGAUUUCCCAGCGCGUGACGUUUUCACGGCAGAACCAGGAUUUGACGCCACCCUGGGCCGGUACCUCUGCUCAGUCACGAUGCACAGGCUGACGGACAAGCAGCUGAAACACCUCAGCAUGAAGAAGACAGCGCUGCUGGUCACCGCCUCCAUCCCCGGCAGCCACAUCUCUGGCGAGCACGUUGGUGCCGAGGUGCCCUUCAGCCCGGGGCUUUACACUGACCAGGCUGAAAUCCUUUUGAGCAACCACUUCACCAGCUCUGAGGUCAAGGUCUUUGGUACCGUGGAGAUUCUCGAGAACCUGGAGGUGAAAUCAGGGUCCCCGGCUGUGCUGGCCUUUGAGAAGGAAAAGUCUUUGGGGCUCCCCAGCUUCAUCACAUACACAGUCGGCAUCUCGGAUCCCACAGCUGGCAGUCAGGGGCCUCUGUCCACCGCCCUGACCUUCUCCAGCCCCAUGACUAACCAAGCCCUCACCAUUCCGGUCACCGUGGCCUUUGUGAUGGAUCGCCGAGGGCCUGGUCCUCAUGGAGCCAGCCUUUUCCAGCACUUCCUGGAUUCCUACCAGGUCAUGUUCUUCACACUUUUUGCCCUGCUGGCUGGGACUGCUGUCAUGAUCAUAAGUGAGGCGGGCUGCAUUGUGUCCCCUGGGCUGCCCCCCACCCCUGACCCCAACUCUAACCAGCCAUGUUGUCUUGCAGCCUACCACACAGUCUCUCUCCCACAGAGUACGAAAGAAGGCUUCACUUCAAGCCGGCACUUUGCAAAACUCCUCGCUUGCCCGCGGCGGCCGCAGCGCCGCGCCGCCGCGCCCCCCGGGCCGAGCCCCGCGCCGCGCCGCGCCGAGCCACCGUCCCCGCCGCGCAGCCAUGGCCGCCCCGCCGCCGCCGCCGCCCCGCCGCCCGCUGGCCUGAGGCGCUGCCGGCCGCCGGGCGGGGGCCAUGACCAGCGCCGCCAAGCCCCCCGGCAUGGCGGCCGAGUACCUCAGGAGCUGCUGGCGCGCCGGCGGCGGCGCAUCGAGGAGCUGGAGCGCCAAGUGGCGCGGCUGAGCCGCGAGGACGCCGACCUGCUGGAGCGGCACCGGCGGCACCUGGCCGCGUGCGCUCGCCGCCCGGACCCCAGCCCUGGCGCCGGCCCGCAGCCGCUCAGCGUCAUCCCGGAGCUCGGCUGCCGCCGCGACAAGAGCAGCUGUGCCAGGCUGUGGUGGUGGGACAGAGGACCCCUGCCUGUCACCCUGCUUCCUGCACCGGUUCUGGGCAGUGCUUCUGGGCUUUCGUGGGCCCUGAAGAAGGAGGGCUGUGAGGUGGCUGUGGGUUACUUGGUGCUAUUGCAGGAGAUCGAGCCCCGCACCCUCCUGCAGGGACUGAAAGAGAAGCUGGGGAUGGCCCAGCACCGUCCUGGGGAAUGCAUUCCUUUCUUCUCUUCAGAGUCACCUCUGGUGACCAAGAGGGAGGAUGGAGACUACCCAGGCCAGGCCGUGGCUGACACGGGCCCGGCUGUGAACCAGACUUGGCUGAGUGGCAACAUCAGGAAGCGGGCUUCCGAGGAAGGUGUCCUGGAUUGGCAGAUCCGGAGGAGCCUCGCGGCAGGUCAUUUGCAACCUGCCUGUGAAGUGUCUGAUGUCGCAGACUUAGAUGCGGUGCUGCAUGAGACCCCACUGCCUGCCUGGAUGGUCUCAGUGCUCACACAGAAAGUCCUCAGCCCGUGUCCAGAGGCGGAGAAGAAAUUUGAUGUUCGAGAAAAGUCGCGGGAUUUAGGAUCCAGCCAACCUGCCCCCUUCCUGGCGCCCACUGUGCCACCAUACUGGGGCCUCACCACUACCAACUUUUUCCCAUUUAGCGGGUGA
This is a messenger RNA of Neofelis nebulosa (Clouded leopard), 4637 nucleotides long. RefSeq names its product nuclear pore membrane glycoprotein 210-like. The record is from RefSeq and is a predicted model, not a curated record. Gene Ontology annotation, cellular component: nuclear pore. NCBI's taxonomy places the organism in Eukaryota, Metazoa, Chordata, Mammalia, Carnivora, Felidae.